AUGGCCUCCAACCUACUUGCGAUGGCCUCCAACCUAAUAGCAAUGGCCUCCAACCUGACGAUGGCCUCCAACCUACUAGCGUGGAGUUCGAGGAUAAAGAGAAUAACUGCCACAAAAGCAGGAGAAACGUUGUUCAGUUGCCCUGUCGCAAUGCCAAACGUUGGAAAGACGAGCGGCAUUCACAAUUUAUCCGGAAAGAUGGCCGGCGUUAUUCUAGGUUGGAGGCCAUGGCUCUUAGGCUUGAGGCCUUUGCUACUUUGGAGGGCCAUCGCAAGUGGGUUGGAGGCCAUCACAAGUUGGUUGAAGGCCUUCGCAAGCAGGUUAUUGUUGCCUUUGUUUUGUACUUGUGUUUUUGAUGCGCUAGCCCUUGAAACCCGUGAGAUGAGUUUGGUAGGAUGAUCUUGUUGCCGAAUCAAUGCUGCCAAUCAAAACAGACUCACCCCAGUAGCAUAAAAGGCCUGGCCAAUUUGGGUGAAGCACAAAAAUGAAAGGACUUGUCAUAUGUUCCAUAUUCGAUCAUGUUCAACAGCACGUUGUUUUUUCAUGUUGCAGGUCUGUUCAACCGGUCGGUACCCGAAGAAAGGGAUCCCCGAAUCGGCAUGAAAGCCGACUGCCCGCUGGGGCAGUAGGGAAAAGGAAAGCUGACAGUGGCGAAAGCUUCACUUGGGCACCACGUUUCUAGCUGUUGGAAUCAACGAGUUCCCCCCCAUCAAAGAGCAGUGCCAAAUGGCCGGGAUUUCCUCCUUUUUGUGGCUCGCAGGGGCACGCUGGUGGCUCAUCUUCAUCGGAAUUGGCGAGGGCACGAGCGCCUUUGCGAAGUGGCACUUCGCUCAUCGGCGAGAUGGAUCCGUAUGCUGUCUUGGGACUCUCAGCAGGCUUCACCUUUCACCAGCUGAGCGAUGCCUACCGAGCGAGAGCGCUGCAAGCCGCACAAACGGAGCAAGCGGCCAGCCUGAGAGGCUGCGUGUCGCUUCAAAGUGUGGCUGCAGCCUUUGAGGUGCUAAGCCGCACAACGUCUGGAGCUGCAGGCACCAGAGCCAGCCUCGCACGGCGCGCAGGGCCUGAGAAGACCCCGAGGCCUCGCCCCCCUCAGUGGCGCCCACUCGCGCGGCUGAAGGCAGCGCUGCAAGGUCUCGAGCGGCCACAGCGGCAGAGGACCUUGGAAGAGCUGCCCGAAGCGUUGCGCUUGGAGCUUUUGAGGUAUAUGGAGCUCACAGCACCGAAGUCCUCGAAGCACGCUUUGGGACCCGGUGGACCAUGUGGAGCCGGACGCUGCGGCCUCCAGCGGAAUCGCCAAGGUCUUUUCCGCGCGAAGAUGAACUUGGAGCAUAUUAGCCUCUACAGCGUCUUCACACAGCAAGAUGCGGCUGUGGAGCAUCACAUCUUCCUGGUGCAGCUGCGGCGCCUGGUGCAGCUGCAGCUCCACGAGCGCGAACUGGACCUGUCGGAGGCCUUCGGUUGGGCCUUUCAGCAGAUGAGCUACGAGGCGGCCUCGCCGGGGCGCGCGGAGGGCUUUGACCGGUUUCUGCUGCGGCGAGGGAUCCGGAGCUACUUGACGAUCCACGUGGCACGGUGGUUGGGGUCUACACACGUGACUUCACCGGUCUUGCCACUCAUGGAGGUCUUGGAUCUUCGGAAGCGCUUGCUGCUGGCGCGAGAUCGGGGUUGGGAACACUUCCGAAGCGAAUGGAUCGCUAUGAUGCAGAGAUGUGGUUUGUCGCGGAGGAAGAGGUUGCAAGAGCCCGCACAGAUGGUGGACGUGGCCCAUCACAGGGCGUGCGCCAAGAAGGUCAAGGUUGGUUCCAAGCGACGCCUUCUGCGCGCUCAACUACCAUCGCCGGAGCUGCAGCUCCAGCGCACGCUGCGCGCGGUGCGCUCGGCGGAAGUCGCCUUGGCAAGAACCGCACGGUGCGCCGCACGUUCUGCGCACGGAGCGAAGAAGCCAAGGAAGGAGAUGUCUUUGUCGGCCGCUGAAAUUCGUGUGUCCUCACCUUGAAGCCCUAUGGGUUUCAGAGUUCUCUUUCAGACUUAAGAAGAAUGUGAUAGUCAGAACGUCCAGGUGAGGUUGGUACCAUGUAUGGAAGUGUGGGAAAGCUUGUACAGAGCAGCGAAAAGUUCGGCUGCGAUGACCUUGGAAGACUUCGGGUGGCAAAACUUGCUUCAUGUCAACGGAUUGCGAGAAGACAGUGGGUGACUGCUUCAUAGGAUCACCCGAAAGGUGUUGCUCAAAGAUGGAAAGCCAGGAGCCCCCAGUAGCGUCCUUGCUCCUAGUAGCGAUGCCAGUGGAUUCUUCGUCCUUCUUUCAAGUUCUUAGCCAGGGCCCUCAUUAGUAGAUUUCCAGGCAUGUGACUAUAUGUAACUCCGCUCGUGAUGGGGUAGCUGAGGC
Messenger RNA from Durusdinium trenchii, 2386 nucleotides. The record is from the annotation of a GenBank genome assembly. NCBI's taxonomy places the organism in Eukaryota, Dinophyceae, Suessiales, Symbiodiniaceae.